This is a messenger RNA of Cyprinus carpio (common carp), 2118 nucleotides long. RefSeq names its product transmembrane protein 41ab (gene tmem41ab). The record is from RefSeq and is a predicted model, not a curated record. Lineage: Eukaryota; Metazoa; Chordata; Actinopteri; Cypriniformes; Cyprinidae.
ACUCACAUUGUUGCAAUACAGUAGGUCCACGUACUUGCAUGGGCUGGAGACGUAACAUGUAUAAACUGCCCACUAACCGGAUCUGCUAUUUAACAGGUGUAGCAGCAAGAGCAACAGUGUCGUUUUUAGACAGACCUAGUCCGGGACUAUGCGCUCAGUCUGGGGUUUAAUUGCCUUGGUGGCCGCGGCAACUUUUUACUUGUAUCUGCUGUCUGCGUUCCUGCCGCCGGGUCCGCGUGCCGCGCGCCUUCACGACGCUCAACCUGAACACAACGCCGAUGAACCGCAGGAGGAAGAACUUAGGUUGAAGUUCCCAUCUGAUCUGGAUGAGUUGAGGGAACUAGCUGAGCUGCUGCAGUUCUAUAAGACAGAACACACUGGAUAUGUGUUCAUCCUCUUUUGCAGUGCCUACCUCUACAAGCAGUCCUUCGCCAUUCCAGGCUCAUCCUUUUUGAACAUGUUGGCAGGAGCAUUAUUUGGGCCGUGGCAUGGACUCCUCAUUGCCUGCACUUUGACUACUGUGGGUUCCACCAACUGCUACCUGCUGUCCCGUACAUUUGGCAAAUGUCACAUCGUCAGGCUCUUCCCUGAGAAGGUGGCCAUGCUGCAGAGAAUGGUGGAAGAGAACAGGAGUAGUUUGUUCUUCUUCUUGCUCUUUCUGCGGUUCUUUCCCAUGACACCAAACUGGUUUCUGAAUGUCACCUCUCCAAUCCUCAACAUCCCCAUCCCCAUAUUCUUUUUCUCCAUCCUCAUUGGUCUAAUCCCUUAUAAUUUUAUCUGUGUCCGUACGGGUGCCAUAUUGUCUGAGAUCCACUCUUUGGAUGACAUCUUUUCUUGGAGGACCCUGUUUCAGCUCCUGUUGAUCGCAUGUGUGGCUCUUCUUCCUGGAGCUCUGAUCCGCCGCUAUAGUCAGGCCCACCUCAAACUUGAUGGCCUGGAACCCAAUGGACACCAAAAGGUCCUGAAUGAUCGCAAGACUAGAUGAACCAAAGACACACAGAAGAGGAGACUGCAGCCUGUUAAUAUGGGACUGAUCAUCGGUCUGGAGUCACAGCUGAGGAUUUGGUUAUGAAUGUCUGAAUGCAGAGUGGAACUGACAUGGACAGAAAUAGAAAAUAUUAAUUACUGAAUGUCUAUAAUGAAGAGACUAUUAAUGUCUUAAAAGAGAACACACUCAGAUUGCUGACGUUACAUAUAUAAUACUGGACAUUGCCUCAUUAUAUAGGAAAAAAAUGAAUCUGACGGCCUAGCCUUUAAGUUUUUUUACUGAAGCAAAAAAUAUUUACGUAUGUUUUAAAAUGUUGUUUAGUGACCAUGUUUGUUUGUAGCUUUAUGUGUGUUUAUGGCUUUAUUUAGUUGUGGAAACUGUAAAUAACUGUAAGUUCCAUGUAUUUUUGAGUCUUUACACAUUUUAUCAAAAUAGAACUAAUGAUUAGUUACUUUCCCCCCUAAAUGGACACUGAUAAAAUAGUGACCUUAAAAUGAUCACAUCUAAUUAUCUGAUUUUAUUCAAGUCAAAAAUAUUAUUUAAUAUUGCUCAAUUAACCGAAAUACAUUAAUUUAUACCAUUUUUUUAUGGUCUAAAACAUGUAAAUAGCUCUAAGGUAACAAUAGCAGAUUACCACUCUUUUUACACUUUGUGUAUUUUCUGCACAUAAAAAAUAAUUACAUAAAAAUAUUUUUAUUUAAAAGUAGUACUACAGUUUUACUUAUACUGUUUCCAACUUUAUUUAACUUAAAAAGAGAUGCAGCCAUUUGUAACUUGAAUGUGCGAGGGCUGCUAUUUCAUUAUUGUAAUAUUUCAACAGAAUGUAGUAAUUAUAAACACUGGUUUGUAGCACAAAUAGUUUUUUUCAAUUACUGCACUUGUUAUUCUUCUUUUUAUUACCUAUACCAGCUAAUGAAUCAGAGGAUUUGCAAAUUCACAAAUAAUAGCUUAUUCUGUGCUGAAAAAUUAAGUGCAUAUCACUAAAGACAUUUUUUAAAGAUUAUUAGACAUUAUAUUCAUUAUCCUCAAGUGUCCUACUAUCAGGGUGUUCUUUUAUUUGCAGGUUACUAUAGACUUGUGCACUGAUCAUUUACUAAAUCUUUUGGUGUUGCACAGUACAUUCAGGGCAC